Fukomys damarensis (Damara mole-rat) is the source of this 3062-nucleotide messenger RNA. It is a transcript of the gene Stx17, whose product is annotated as syntaxin 17. The transcript has 8 exons. Bases 391 to 1299 code for a protein of 302 amino acids. Gene Ontology annotation, molecular function: SNAP receptor activity; SNARE binding. Gene Ontology annotation, biological process: intracellular protein transport; exocytosis; vesicle fusion. Gene Ontology annotation, cellular component: SNARE complex; autophagosome membrane; endomembrane system. The record is from RefSeq and is a predicted model, not a curated record. NCBI's taxonomy places the organism in Eukaryota, Metazoa, Chordata, Mammalia, Rodentia, Bathyergidae.
GGCCCCAGGGGCUGGGUGCCCACACCCCGCGGGGAGAGGUGUCGGCGGGAAGCGGGGCCGUGGCUCGGAAGUGUGAACCCUGUGGGGGUCUCCUUUCGGCACCAAAACUGACGCAGCCCGGGGCGGUUUCGAUUUUGGAAGAGCUAUUCCAAACGAGUUUAAGGGAAGCCGAGGACCUGGCGAGAGCGAUGGCUUCCCGGGUUGCGGGUGGCAAAGUUUCUGGAGCCUGCUCGGCCCUGACAGACUGCAGGCCCCAAGCCACUGGGUCUCGGUCCGGGGCUGGCCUGCCCAGCUGUUCGCUGGUGGGAGCGUCUGGUGUGUGUGGCCCAGGUUUUUGUAUGAGUGAAGAAGACAGCUGUUGGAAGUGGAAGUGACAAAAUAUUUUUUAGGAUGUUUGAAGAUGAAGAAAAAGUGAAAUUACGCCGUCUUGAACCAGCUAUCCAGAAAUUCACUAAGAUAGUAAUCCCAACAGAUCUGGAGAGGUUACGAAAGCACCAAAUAAAUAUUGAGAAGUUUCAACGGUGUAGAAUCUGGGACAAGUUACAUGAAGAGCAUAUCAAUGCAGGACGUACAGUUCAGCAACUCCGCUCCAAUAUUCGAGAAAUGGAGAAGCUUUGUUUGAAAGUCCGAAAGGAUGACCUGAUACUUCUGAAGAGAAUGUUAGAUCCUGUUAAAGAAGAAGCAUCAGCAGCAACAGCUGAAUUUCUCCAACUCCAUUUGGCAUCUGUCGAAGAACUUAAGAAACAAUUUAAUGAUGAAGAAACUUUAUUACAGCCUUCUUUGACCAGAUCCAUGACUGUUGGUGGAGCAAUUCACACUCCUGAAGCUGAAGCUGAUUCUCAGAGCUUGACUCAGAUAAAUGCAUUGCCUGAAAUUCCUCGAGAUCAAAAUGCUGCAGAAUCAUGGGAAACCUUAGAAGCGGACUUAAUUGAACUUAACCAACUGGUCACUGAUUUCUCUCUCCUAGUUUAUUCUCAGCAGGAGAAGAUUGACAGCAUUGCAGACCAUGUCAACACUGCUGCUGUGAAUGUUGAAGAGGGAACCAAAAACUUGGGGAAGGCUGCAAAAUACAAGCUGGCAGCUCUGCCUGUGGCAGGUGCACUCAUCGGAGGAGUGGUAGGGGGUCCAAUUGGCCUCCUUGCAGGCUUCAAAGUGGCAGGAAUUGCAGCUGCACUUGGUGGUGGGGUGUUAGGCUUCACAGGUGGAAAAUUGAUACAAAGAAGGAAACAGAAAAUGAUGGAGAAGCUCACUUCCAGCUGUCCAGAUCUUCACAGCCAAACUGACAAAAAAUGCAGUUAAAAACCAGACUUUGAUAUUAUUGGCACCAACAUAUUGAUCCUAAUAAGCACCUUGCUGCUAUUGGACACUCAAUCAGCUUUUGGAACACUGCAUAUUGGGACAGUGGUUCUGGAUGCCCAAAUGUGAUUGAACUGUAAUAACAUGUAUUUUUUUUUGCUGGGUGUUGGAGAUGUUAGGGGUUGAGCAGCUUAGAGUGUGUAGUGUUCAGUCAGGUCAAAUUUAAAGACUACCAAGGAGCAAAUUUUCUGCCUGCAAACGUGAAAGCUAAACCUACUUAAACUCGGUGAAGGACUUAUAUGUCCUUCAAUUGGAGACCUUAGGACACAGUGUAUUGUAGAUUACUCAGGUGUGUUAGUGAAGAAAAGAAUGAGUUUAGAAGUCUUCCUAUCAGAUUGGGAUUCAAGAGGAAACUAGGGGCACAGAUAAACUGCAAAAUGGAAUCUAUUUGGUGAACCUGCUUGUAGUUUGAACCAACUUACAUUAUUUUUAGGUGAAGGAAAGUAAUAGUAUAAGAAAAUGGAAGGGGCCCGGCUCCUCUUUCGGAUGUCUUUGUGACACUGGCUACUUUUUAGAACUCUUCCUCUGCUUCUCUUAAGUAAAUAACACUGAAUAUCAAGUGGUAGGAGACAUACCAGGCCAGUCACUGAGAUCACUGUGUCAGCCUGUCUCCUGCCACCUCGACCAUCUCAUGCCCUGUGUUUUCCCACCCUUGUAACUUUGAAAAGCUUUUCAGUUUGUGGGCUGGAUUCUGCUCAUAUGUAAUGAGCACUUUUCUCUUCGUCUGCCUUUUAGUAUUGUUUGCCAUCUCUGUUUACCCUAUCCCGUAAGAAAAAAGAAGGAAAACUUCCAAAUAUUUCCAGCAUUAUUAGAGUUUGGGCUAACAAUAAGGAGUGUCAGAAAUCAUGAGACAGUAUCUAGUUUUGAGGGGCUGAUGUAUCCACUACACAAGGGCCCUCUGGUCCUGUAUCCUUUUCAGCUGGCCUUUGGGGGAGCAAAGAACUAGCUUUCUACCUCACCACUAUUACUCCUAUCCCUUCCACAGGCUUCUUUAUCUCUUGUACUUUUCACAUUGCUGUUUCUUCCCAAGAAUGCCAUUUAUGCUUAAUUUUUCUCACAUUCUUUGGAGUGACAAAGCCAGGUGCCAAGAUUUAGUCCCAAAGAAGUAUUUGUGGUGCUAAUACCAACACUUGACACUGACAUCAAGCAUGGUACAGCCCAACCCCAUGUGUGUCUCAAACAGAAAAGAUUUCACACUUAGAAAAAACCUAAGAUUACAAGCAGUCUCACUCUGUACCCCCAAAUCAUUUGAAAUAGGAAGGAACCACCUUUUUGCCUUAUUCUUUACUUUUUUCAGAAGACAGGAAUGGGCAUUUGCCCCUCAUAAGGUAUGAACAGUUGCCCAAGCUGGGCUUACCAGAUCGAAUGGUUUAUCACUUAGCUUCUCUCUUGCUGAGGUUGCUUUAAGUAACUAUUUGUUACCUUUCACUUCUGUGUCCAAAGAGAUCUCUUUCAUAAUUUUGCAUCUCAUCAAUGAAUUCUAAAAGUGACGAAGCACCAUUUCUUAUUAUCUUUAAAUAACUGGCAGAUAGCAAUUAUUAUCUGCUUACUUUUAUCUUUAAUAAAAAAGAAAAAUCUGGUAAGGAUCAGAUUGUGAUCCAGUGUCUGAUACUGGACACCUGUAAAGUUGGAGUAAUUACUUUUUUUGCUAUUCUGGAGAUUGAACCCAGGGCCUUCACACUGAGCUACAUCCCCAGUUAUUUUUU